Messenger RNA from Pogona vitticeps (central bearded dragon), 6855 nucleotides. The record is from RefSeq and is a predicted model, not a curated record. NCBI's taxonomy places the organism in Eukaryota, Metazoa, Chordata, Lepidosauria, Squamata, Agamidae.
AUGGAACCAAAGAAACAGAAACAUGCAAAAUAUUUGACAGUUCUGGACCUGCUGGAGGCGCUCAACAUCACACGCUCCGUCCUGGGCAUUACCAAGGCCAAGGGCCCCGACCCGGGAGUGCCCGCCUGGAAGUUCCGCCAGCGGGUGCCGCACCUCACCCUCCCGUGGGACUACUCCGUCUACCUGCUGUCCACGCUGCAAGGGGCUCUGGGCUUCCACUUUGUGGCCCGACAGAGCCGGGCGUCCGAGGGCACCCUCAUCUCCCUGGCGUCGCCGGCCGCCACCCAGCGGGACGGGCGGCCGCUCUUGCAGCUGGUCUCCAGCACCCGGGCGGACCAGCUGCGGCUGGACUACCGCGCCGUCCACAACAUGGAGCCGGCCCGCUUGGUCUUUCCAGGAGGCAACCCCUUCUCCCACGGCCGGUGGGCCCGGGUCGCCCUCAACCUGGAGCCCCAACGGAUCUCCCUCUUCGUGAACUGCCAGGAGCCGGUGGUCUUCGAGAAGGGGGCCGGGGAGGACGUCCUGAGCCUCAUCCUGCCCCUGGACCUGCAGAUCACCUUCGGCAGCCUGCUCGGAGACAAGAGCAGCAAGUUCCUGGGCUACUGGCAGACGGCAGAGAUUUCACCCACCGGUUUCCCACACCGCCCCUGGCACUGUGACAACCUGCCAGACCCUGACCUGCUUGCUCUGUCCUAUACCAUGCCUGAGGAGCGCUACAUGAAUCUACCUGGAGGGCAUCUGCCUGAGCUGAACUCCCUACCGCCCCUUGAGCCUCCAGCCCUGACAGACAUUCGCCACUACCAGCGGGAGCCCAGCGAAGCAGACUUCCCAUCUCCGGCGGCUGCAGGACGGUCCGGGGCCAUUAGCCAGGAAGAGAGGAUCCGGAGGCUGGAGGAGCUGGUGGAUGGACUCGGAACCAUGCUGGACAUGGUGAAAGAACAGAACUCAGACCUGCUGGGCCGGGUGAAGUCCCUGGAGGAGUGCGAGUGUCGGCAGGUGACCUGCUUUUGGGAAGGACGCCGCUACGAGGAGGGCGCCUCCUGGGAUCAGGGCCUCUGCACCACCUGCCGGUGCGUUCGGGGCAAAGCAGAGUGUUCGUUGCGACGUGACCGCCCGCACUGCCUGGGCUGCACAGACGGGCACAAAGAAGGGGAGAGCUGGACGCCGGAGGCCUGCCGGAUGUGCCGGCACCAGGCAGGCACGGUGCAAUGCCAAGUGGCCGAGUGUCCAGAGCUUUCGUGCCGGGAACGUUACACGCCACCCGGGGAGUGCUGUCCUGUUUGCCAUCCAGGUUGUGAGUACGAAGGACAACGGUACCACGAUGGAGACGUCUUUGUGGCUGCCUCGAACCCCUGUAUGAAUUGCUCCUGCCUGAGGAGCCUGGUCCAGUGCCACCCCAUCCAGUGCCCGCCACUCCGGUGCUCCAAGGCCGUGCCCCAACCUGGCCGCUGUUGCCCUCGCUGCCCUGCAUGUGAGCUGGAAGGACGUCGUCUGGAACCCGGGCAGAAGGUCACCACGGCCGAUGGAUGCCAGCGCUGUUCCUGUUUUGAGGGGGAGCUGGCCUGCACCCCAGCCCAGCUGUGCCCCAGGCCCUGCACCCACGGACUGCCGCCCGCCCUCGGCUCCUGCUGCCCGGAUUGCUCCCGCUGCCUUUACCGUGGGCAGGUCCUCCUCAGCGGAGGGGAAAGCGUGGGCAGCCAUCCAUGCGAACGUUGCACCUGCCAGGAUGGGAACAUGGUCUGCUCCCGAGUCUCUUGCCCGAAGCUGGACUGCGCCAAGACGGAGGAUGUUCCGGACCAGUGUUGCCUGCGCUGCCAAGGUUGUGUGGAUGGAGCCACUCGACGGGAACACAACGAGGAGUGGACGCCUGCUGCCGACCCCUGCCUGAAGUGCAAAUGCCUGGAAGGCCACGUGCAUUGCAAAAGGAGGCAGUGUGCCAGUCUCUGCCGCUACCCGGCUAGCCCUCGCCCAGGGACCUGCUGUCCUGUCUGUGAUGGGUGUUCGUGGGAAGGGCGAGAGUACCGCAGUGGAGAGACGGUCCGGAGCAGGGACCCCUGCGCCCUCUGCCUCUGCACGGCCGGGGAGGUCUCCUGCAAAGACGGGGCGUCCGAGUGCCCACCGACCCCUUGUACCCACCCUGGCAAACCCCCGGGAGAGUGCUGCCCGACCUGCAAGGUCUGUGAAUUCAAAACCCGCCUGUACCAGAACGGAGAGGCCUUCACCCCUGCAGGAGCCGGCCCGUGUCUGCAGUGCUCGUGCAAGGAUGGGAACGUCCGUUGCCAGGAGCAGCUCUGCCCCCCUGCGCCAUGCUCCCAGCCUGUCCGAGAACCUGGGCGCUGUUGCCCAUUCUGCAAAGUCUGCGUUCAUGACAGUGUGGAGUUUGAAGAUGGCACCGAAUGGGAGCCGGACGAGGACCCCUGCAGCACCUGCAUCUGCCACCAGGGGGAGUCAGUGUGCAGCACCAACCCGUGCCCCCCUGCCCCCUGCCAACAUCCAGCCCAGCUGCAAGGCGAGUGCUGCCCGGGCUGCCAGCGGUGUUCCUACAACCAGCGUCUUUACAGCAACGGCCAGGAGUUUGUGGACCCAGAGAGCCCCUGCCAGCGCUGCCAAUGUACGGAGGGGACUGUGCGCUGCUCUGCCAUCGUGUGUCCCCCGGUGAACUGCCCCCGUCCAGAGAAAAAGCCAGGAUCCUGUUGCCCAAAAUGUCCUGGCUGCACUCAUGAGAACCGGGUGGUGCUGGAGGGAGAGGAGGUGCCCAACCUGCUCAACCCCUGCCAGGCCUGCGUGUGCACCGGUGGCGAGCUGUCCUGCGCCAAGCGGCCGUGCCCGGGGGCACUGUGCGCCCACCCUCUGCCAGGAUCCUGCUGCCAGAACAACUGCAACGGCUGCAACUAUGCCGGGAAGGAGUACCCCAAUGGAGCCGAGUUCCCCCACCCGACGGACAAGUGCCGGCAAUGCCACUGCAUUAACGGGAACGUCCAGUGCCUCACACAACGCUGCCCCCCUCUGCUGUGCCCCGAGCCCUUCUUGAUGCCCGGCCAGUGCUGCCCGCAGUGCCCAGCCCCCCCAGCCGGCUGCCUUUACCUGGGGCUUUCCUACCAGCACUCGGAGCGCUUCUACGACCCAUCGGACAAAUGCCGGGACUGCAUGUGCAGCAAUGCCACCAUCACGUGCCAGCGGCAACCCUGCGUGCCCGUCCGGUGUUCCCACCCCUUGCAGGAGGAUUGCUGCCGGUCCUGCGACGGUUGCCUUUACCAUGGGAAGGAGCUCCCCAACGGAGAGCAGUUUGCAGACCCCGAGGACCGGUGCAGCCUGUGCUUCUGCUGGGAGGGCAGCAUCACCUGUAAGCCCAAGGCCUGCCCGCCCGUGGAGUGCCCCUAUCCUGUCUCCGGGCCGUGCUGCAAGGUGUGUGAAGGCUGCGAGUACCUGUCCGAGCGCUACCUGAACGGCCAGGAGUUUCCGGACCCCCGGAGCGCCUGCCGCAUCUGCUCUUGCUCGGACGGCUUCGUCACCUGCUCCGAGAAGCCCUGCUACCAGGCCGGCUGCAGCCACCCCGUCCGGCUGCCCGGGCAGUGCUGCCCCACCUGCCUCGGCUGCUUCUAUAACGGCAUCACGGCUGGCAACGGACAGACCUUCCCGGACCCUGGAGAUGCCCUCUGCUCCCAGUGCACGUGCCAGGCUGGCUCCGUUCAGUGCCUCAGGAAGCUCUGUGCUCCGGCCCUCUGUGCCCACCCUGCGCCAGGGCCCUGCGGAUGCCCCCUGUGCCAAGGCUGCAGUUUCCAAGGGCGUGAAUAUAAAUACGACGAGACCUUCCCUUCCCCGGACGACCCCUGCAAGGAAUGUCACUGCCUGAACGGCACAGUGACCUGCUCGCCCACCCCGUGCCCCCCGACGUCCUGCAAGCGACCCAUCACUCCGCCCGACCAGUGCUGCCCGCAGUGUACAGGGGCCUGCCAUUAUCACGGGCACCUCUACAAGAGCGGAGAAGCCUUCAGUUCGCCGCAAGACCCUUGUCGUACUUGUAGCUGCCUGGCCGAAGUGGUGACAUGCCAACCGAAACCCUGCCCUGUGCAAUGCACCCACCCGCUGCCCCCCACGCCUCCGGCUUGCUGCCCCUCCUGCGAGGGCUGCCUCUUCAGGAGCCAGCGCUACGCCAACCGCCAGGCCUUCACCUCGCCCGCCGACCCUUGCAGCCACUGCACCUGCCUGCGUGGCAAUGUGCUCUGCACCCCGGUCGUUUGCCCCCGGGCGCCCUGUGCCAGUCCCAGCCGCAGACCUGGCCAGUGCUGCUCGCAGUGCCCAGCGUGCCGGCACGCCGGGCAGGAGUACCCCGAAGGGUCGCAAUGGCUUUCUCCUCUGGACCCGUGUCAGCAGUGCUCCUGUGUGGAUGGAAACGUCCGAUGUGAGAUGAUCCAGUGCCCCCUGACCGGGUGCUCCCACCCCGUGACGGAGCCCGGCGUCUGUUGCCCCCGCUGCAAAGGCUGCACCUACGAGGGCCGGGAGCGCCCCGACGGCAGCCGCUGGCUCUCCUCCUCUACCCCCUGUAUGGCCUGCAUGUGUGCGGAUGGCGUAGCCACCUGCGCCGAGAUUGUCUGCAUCAGCUCCUGCAUCAACCAGAUCGAAGUUCCCGGGGAGUGCUGCCCCCUGUGUGCAGACUGCUCGUACGAGGGUCGUGUGUAUGGACCAGGCGAGAGUUUCCAACCCGGGCAGGACCCCUGCGAAAUCUGCACCUGCGAGCUGAUGUCCAACGGGGAGCGCCACCUUCAGUGCUACCGCAAGCAGUGCCCCAGCCUGCUGGACUGCCCCCGGGAACAGAUCCAGUCCCCCGGGGCCGGGCGAUGCUGCCCAACCUGUGCAGAAGCCCUCAGCAACUGCACCACCAGCCUGGUGGGCAACGAGAUCCAGGCCACGGAUGAGCCCUGCUACAGCUGCCAGUGCAAGGAUCUGACCUGGGUUUGUGUUCACCAAGGAUGCCCGCUGUUGAGUUGUCCUGCGGCUGAGCGCUUCACUCCCCACGGAGCCUGUUGUCCGAUCUGUGACGAGUGCGUGAUCGAAGGUGAGGGGCGACGUGUGUCCGAUGGAGAGAACUGGACAGAUGAUGCGGACAGUUGCGUUUCCUGCUCAUGCAAUCUGGGCCACAUUGAGUGCCAUAUCCAGGAAUGCGAGCCUGUGGUGUGCCAGGAAGGGCAGGUGAAAGUUCAGCCGCCAGGGCAGUGCUGUGCCCGAUGCCAAGGGCCCGCCAGCCGCUGCUCCCACCGAGGCCAGACGUUUGGGGCCAACGAGCGCUGGCAAGUGGACGAGUGCACGACCUGUACCUGUCUGUCCGGGGAGGUGCACUGCCGGACCGAGCGCUGCCCCCCCACUGCCUGCGCUGCCGACGAGAUGCCCACCUUGAUCCCGGGCAUGUGCUGUCCGCACUGCGUCCCGCGUCCCGCCACCUGCGUCGUCUUCGGCGACCCGCACUACCGCACCUUUGACGGCAGGAUGGUGCAUUUCCAGGGCAGCUGUACCUACGUCCUGGCCCAGGACUGUGAUGGGGGAGACUUCAGCAUCCACGUGACCAACGAUGACCGUGGGCGCCAGGGUGUGUCCUGGACGAAGGAGGUGACCGUGCUGGUCGGGGACUCCACCGUGCGGCUGCUCCAGGACCGCGUGGUCAUGGUAGACGCCCAAACCGUGACCCUCCCCUUCUUGAAAGAGCCCCACCUGUACAUCGAGCUGAAGGCCACCACGCUCCUGCUGAACACCAACAUUGGCGUCAAGGUCCUCUGGAACGGGCGUUCCCACCUGGAAGUCAGCGUGGCCGGCACCUACAAAGGCCAGACCUGCGGGCUCUGUGGCAACUUCAACAGCUACCCGCAGGACGAUCUGCGCCUCCGGUCGGGACAGCUCACCUUGUCCGAGGCAUCGUUUGGAAACAGCUGGAAGGUGACCAGCGCCAACAGCACGGACCGGGGCAGCUGCGCCGAUGGGACGGACGUGGACCCCUGCAAGGAAGCGGGCUAUCGCUCCCGCAAAGAGGCCAACGCCCGGUGCAAAGCCCUCAAGCUGCCACCCUUUGAGCGCUGCCACACCGCCGUGCCCCCCGAGCCCUUCUUCGCCUCCUGCGUCUACGAUCUCUGCGCCUGUGGAGCGGCCACCGCCGAGGACUGCCUCUGCGAAGCCCUGGAGGCCUACGCGGCCGAGUGCCGCCACGCUGGCCUGGUGCUGCAGUGGCGCUCGCCCACGCUCUGCGCUGUGGGAUGCCCCCAGGACCGGGGCUACGUGUUUGACGAGUGUGGGCCCCCCUGCCCGAAGACGUGCUUCAACCGCGAGGUCCCGCUGGGCGUGCUGGAGUCCCACUGCUUUAAGCCCUGCGUGCCCGGGUGCCAAUGCCCUGCAGGGCUGGUUGAACACGAAUCUCACUGCAUCGUGCCCGAAUCUUGCCCCCGGAUCAUCUAUGGCACCCUGUGAGCAGGAGUGUCUCCGGGAAAGCCGCGUCCCGCACUGCCUGCCCAUUGUCUGGGGAAGCCCAGGAGUUUGGAAAUGAGCCUUUCCAGCUGUUCUGGAGGAACUUUGGACAGCGAAGGCCGGGGGGGGGUCAGCCGCACACGCACCCCUUCGUUUCAAGGAAACCAGCCGUCCCUCGAGAGGCGUGCCACGCAAGGGAGCACCUGCCGCCUUCCACAAACGGCUGCACCUUGAGAACUUCAGCCUUCCUUGAAGGACAUGACUCUGAGCCUCUUGACCGAGAGGAGGGGCGCUGGGAACAGCUUUGCUCUCUGCCAGGCAAAACCAGCCGAAAGCUUGAACUGCAAAACCAGAAUAAAUGAUCCAAAACGACAUAAAUAUAAAAGUUGCAUCGUUUAAUCCGAA